UCAAUUGAUUCGUUUCGCUCUGCGGUCGCAUUUUUGUAUACUGCAUUUUAGCUGCGCUCAUCCGGUCUAUGGCCGCAUGUGCAUCCGAUGCUGCGACUCUCGCUAGCAGUGAUGAGGAGCUCACGCCUGUUGGCAGCCAGUCGAGCGCUCAUCGCGACUACAGCGAUGCACGCUUGGAGCGCGUGGCCACCUACACCACGACCACAAUGCGUCUAAAGCCGGAUAAAUGGGCAAAAAUGAUGCUGCAGGAUGAGUUGCGGCACAUUGUCAUGGACUGGCUGCACGGACGGACGCGAGUUUUGGUCAUGACGCUCAGCCCCGGCGGCGAACUUGUGCCCCGGGGCUGCAUCAGCGAUCUCUAUCUGACUUAUACGCUGCAGAGCAGCGGCGCCCGGACUAGUGCAACAAAUGAAUCCACUGCCACGGCCGCUGUGGUGGCGGCGGCAACAGCUGCUGGGGCAUUGGUGGUGCCAUUGCCGCCCGCCUCGUCCAGCUUCACCACACUGGAUGGAGUGCCACGCGGCAAGUGCGCCUACUUCAUACGCCACAAUGUGGGUGUACCGCUGACAGCUGACAAUUUCCAGAGCUCCGUGCUCUAUGGUGACUUUCCGGUGCACAGCAAAAUAGAGACAAUGUCGCUGCUUUUCGACGAGGUGCUGCAGCCGCUGCUCGAGCGGGCUCAGGGCGUUUGGCCGUCGCCCGUGCGCAAGGAUCUGCAGGCGCGCGUCAAGGAAGUGCGCAACACACUGACCGAGAUUAAGGGCAAAACCAACAAUCGCACAAUUUUAUCGUUAUUAGUUGCGCCAACAGUCGUCGAGAAAGUGUCUGGCCACGUGAACCGGGGCAAUCUGGGCCCAGCCUUGGACUCGAAAUUUCGUAAUCCAUUGGAGGAGAUGUUCAUCAAUUGGACGACGCAGAUGCACGACAUUGUAAUGGAGCGCUCCGAGUCCAUGGGGCUAACCACUUGCACCACCACACCCACUAAGCAUUUGUAUGUAGUUACACUACCAGCUCAAGAGAUUACGUUCUGGGCGAACCGCAAGCUCAAUUUACAGAACAUUUACGAGCAGCUGCGUGAGCCAAUGCACAAGGCCCUGGCGCACAUUCUGGAACGCAUCGAGUCUGUCUACUAUGAGCCAUAUGCAAAGGCAUUUCGCCAGCUGGUGACCGCCUGGCUGGAGGCCCAGGAUGUCUCACUCUGGCUGCAGCCCUUUCUGCGUCACACUGCCGCCUUCAACUCGGUGCAGUUCAGCAAUGCGCAAGAGCUGAUUGCGCCACUGGUCCAUGUGCUGCACCUGCUGUGGAGCAAUGCCCGCUUCUAUCGAAGCACCCAAAGGAUGAGCGUGCUGCUCAGCUGUAUAUGCAAUUUGCUGGUGCAUCGCGCCGCCGAGGACUUGGAGUUUCCGCUGCUCUUUCAAGGCGACGCCGACGAGGGCCUGCAACGGAUCAUGAAAACGGGCGAGGUACUGGAGUUUUUCAAGCAACGCAUGCUCGAAUACAAGGAGCGCUAUGCCAGCAGCCAAGUGCUGUUGCCAGCUUUGCCCAGCUCUUCAACGGCAGCAGCAGCAGCAGCAGCCACUUCCCCACCGCCGGACGACCAGCAUCAGUUAUGGCGCUUCUCUAACGAGCAAGUGUUUGGCCAAACACUUGAUGGCUUCCUAUUACAACUAUCAGAGCUGCGUCACGUCUUUGAGGCGGCUGUGCAGUUUCAGCAGCUCGAAAAGCUCGAAAUUGGUGGACUGCGCGGCAAGUUGCUAACGGACCGCAUCAGAGAGAUCUACAACGAAUUCAAACUGCUCUUCGAACAAUGGACCAAUGUGGACAUUGACCUUGCAGCGCCAGUUGCCCACAAAUGGAAAUGCUUCAAGCGCGAGCAGCGGCUUUUCUUCCAGCGCAUGCAGCAACUGGAGCAGAAGCUAGCCACAGUACUGCUGCAGGCCUUCGAACAGUGCAGCAGCUGGAUGCACCUGCUCAAGCUGACACUGAUGUUUGGCUGCCUGCUUCAGCGGCGAGCCGUUCAAUCAGAGCUGAUACACCUGCUGCCACACAUGUUGAGCAUCUACAACGCUGAGCUGCUGCAGCUGGAGCAGAGUGUGGCUGACGUGCUUUUCAACUAUCAGUUUCACGGCCUCAAAGCGGUGCCCGUCGCUGGCAAUUUUCCUCCCAUAGCUGGCGCCAUCAUGUGGCUCGAGCAGCACUUACAUCGCUGCGAUGAGCUCGGCGCAAAAGAUCUCAUCGAACUCAUUCAGACAUUACUCAUAUUGAAAUCGGAGCUCGUGACGCUACCUUUCCAAUGGGAUGCCUUGGUCUCGCGUCGCAAUAUUCUGACCACAAAGUUGUGCAAUCUGCAGCAAAAGAUCUGGCAUGGUUGGCAAGAGGACAUAGACAGGAUAAUUGCUGAGGGGCUCAAUGAGUACGUGCUGCUUCAGUCGGCAGCAGGUCAGCAGCUGCAGCUGAACUUCGCUCGGGCCCUGUUCACGCUGCUCAAGGAAACCAAAUACUUACUCGCGCUUCAGGCUUCUGGCAGCCUGUCAAGCAAACUAUUUCCAAUGCCAGGGGCGCUGCUCUUGCUUUACGAGCAGCGCGACGCCUACUGGCAGCGUCGUAUACGGCUCAUCAAGAUUGAUGAGUUCUACAAUGGCAUCCGGGCAGGCCAAUGUGCCGCAGCUGAGCUGCAGCUAAUUGCCGCUGAACUAGCCACCAUCGAUGAGCAAGUGGUCACUGCCAGUGCUCAGCUAACUUGGCGUAACUAUGACGAGCCACUUAUCGAGAGCAUCUUUGAGAAAUCACGCGAUCUGCAUGCCCGUCUGCAUCAGUCUCACGGCAAUCUGGACGCCAUACUGGCCAGCAUGCGCCGCUGGAGCUGCGAGCCACUGCAUCAACGUAGUCUCUACGGACGCAAUCUACUGGAUCUGCGGCAUCAGCAGGAGCGAGUGCGUCUGCGCCUGCUUCAAUGUGAUGAGACGAAGAUGCUGCUAAAUCGCUUGCUGAUUGCCAACUUUUGUUUGUUGUUUAACUACGAAAGGCAACAGCUUCACUUAUAUGCCCGAGACCUCAGCGUCCACGAGUUUGUGCACGAAUUUCCGGAUGAACAACGUCGACAGUUCAACAAAUAUUUAGCCACCGUUGAUGAGUUGAUUUGCCGUGAAGUAAGGCAGGCCAUGAGGAUCAGUUUAGAGUAUUUGCACAAGGAAAUGACAGGAACUGCAACAACGACAACAACUAGUGCAGCUAAGGCAACUACAACAGCGCCCCCGACUUCAAGUAUCGCCUUGCCAAGCAUGGCUAGGUUGGUGCUACAACAAAUCACAGCGCCACAAGCGACAGCGAGAAUAAUACCAACAACAACAACAGCAAGCGAAACAACCUCAGCCGCAGCAAUAGCAAUCGGAACAACAGCAACAAACGAUGCACCGCUUUUCGAAGUGAAAUUGGAGCUGACGGAAACGGAAAUACGUUUUUCGCCUGCCUUUGAUGCAAGUGUGGAAAAUAAUUUUCAACAAAUUGUCGAGCAGCUGUUGCUGGAUAUAAAACAGACAUGCGACUCCAUGCCAAGAAUUGUGUCUGACAAUUCGCUGUCUGACGACGACGAUGACGCUGCUAGGACCGAGGCUGCAGUCGAUGACUUGGAAAUGCUUUGCGCCAGCAUACGCGAUGCCUUGAGUCAAACGGUGCAGACGGCGUUGAAUUAUGCUGCCAAAUUCCACGCCUAUGCGUUCCUUUGGACACAGCAGAGCGGCGACGUACUGGCAUCCUGCAUGCAGACGGCGCGCGAACAAACGACCCACAUCAGCGGCAGCGGCUAUGCCAUCAUGGAGACUUUCAAAAAGGAGAUCGAGCGCUACAACGAGCUGCACGAUACGAUUGACCAAUGCGAGGAUGGGCACUGCCUGAACGGCUGGCUGGCUCUGGAUCUGAAGCCGCUCAAACACGGCUUGCUCAAUCUGGCCUGCAAGUGGUCGCAUCUGCACAAGCAGUGGCUACUGCGCUAUGUGCAGAAAACGCUUCAGGAGCUAAACGGUUUCAUUGCGCUCAGCCAUGAGACCCUGCAGCUGCACAUUGGUCGGCAAGACUUUAAGGCGCUGUUGCGCGUGCUGUCUGUCAUGGCAGAGAUACGACAGCGGGAGCCGUAUGCGGACAAUGUCUUUAAGCCGCUUAAGGACAUCGUUGCGCUUUUAAGGACCUACAAUGUGGAGUUCGAGGCGCAGCUGGUGCGCAACAUUGAACAGCUGCCGCUGCUGUGGCAGCAACUGAAGCAACAAGCUCAGGCCAAGCACGAGGCUCUCCAGGACACGCGCUACUAUCAACAGCAACGCGUAACGGCGCUCAUUGGGCUGCAUACGUGCCACGUGCAGCAUUAUGCGAAACAGUUCCAGCGCAUGCCGUUCUUUUGUGUGCCAUGUCCACAAAUUUACGAUGCCUGCGACCAGGUGUACGUGCGUCUUCAUCGAUUUGGCAGACAACAGCGGCGCUACGCGCGCUGGGCCCGGCUGCUGGAUAUAGCCGAACCCGACACAAACACAUUAGAGCACUGCAGGGCGGAGCUUAGACGUGUAAAGCAAUUGUGGGACUUUGUGCGCGUCAUCGAAUCCUGCAUUGUUGACUGGCAUGCAACACCUUGGCUGCACAUCGAUACGGACGACAUGGAGCAUGAGUGCAAGAAGUUCACGCGCGAUUUGCGCACACUUGAUAAGUGCAUCAGAGACUGGGCCCCCUAUGUUUAUAUUGUGGGCGUUUUGCGUGAACUGGUUGCCUCGCUGCGAGCCGUGACCGAGCUCCAAAAUCCAGCAAUUACCGAACGCCAUUGGCUAGAGUUGAUGCAACUGUCCCAGCUUUCAUACAAGUGCAAUGCAUCAACAACUUUGGCACAGCUGCUAAGCCUUCAGCUGCAACAGCAUGAGGAGGACAUUAAGAACACUGUGGAUCGUGCUAUCAAAGAGAUGACUGUCACCAAGGUAUUGGACGAUAUUAAAGCCACAUGGACGCAUUUGGAAUUUGAAUUGGAAACGCAUCAGUCACGACCAACUGUCCAACUGCUCAAGGUUUCAGAGGAGCUAAUUGAAACGCUCGACGACAAUCAAAUGCAAUUGCAAAAUAUUUCGACUUCGAAGCAUAUUCAAUAUUUGCUUGACAAACUGAGCCACUGGCAGCGCGUGCUGAGCGGCAUUGAUAACCUCAUUGUGAACUGGUUUGAGGUGCAGCGCAAAUGGAUCUAUCUCGAGUGUAUUUUCAUAGGAUCCACGGAUAUUCGCUCCCAGCUGCCCUUGGAUGCGGCAAACUUUGAGCGCAUCGAUGAGGACUUCACCAAUCUGUUGGCACGAGUUACAAGCGUGCGCGUUGUAAUGGAGGUGGUGCUGCAGCAUGAGGAUGUACUGCUACAGCUGCUGGAGCUGCAGAAGCGUCUGUCUGCUUGCGAGAAGGCACUGAAUGACUAUUUAGAGACAAAGCGCUUGGCCUUUCCUCGCUUUUACUUCAUAUCAUCCGCCGAUCUGCUGGACAUUCUGUCCAAUGGCAAUAAUCCACAGGUCAUUGAUAGGCAUCUCAUCAAGCUGUUCGACUCCAUACUGCGUCUGCAGUACGAAACGAAUACCACCCAUGCCGUGGGCAUGCACUCCAAGGAGAACGACGAAUAUGUCGCCUUUGUGAUCCACGAGCAGCGGGAGCAAUCGGCUUACAUUGACUGCUGUGGCCGAGUUGAGCUGUGGCUGAACGCUGUCAUCCAACAGAUGCGCAGCACCCUUCACGAGCUCUUUCGGCGUGCGCUGGCCGCGUUUUGUGAGAAGUCGCGUGACCAGUGGCUCUACGAUUGGCCAGCACAGGUGGCGCUCUGCUGCAGCCAGAUCAACUGGACGGCGGACGUGAAUCGCUCAUUUGCCAGCAUGGAGGAGGGCUAUGAGGGCGCCAUGAAGGAGCUGCACAAGCGGCAGAUAGCACAGCUGAAUGCCUUAAUCAAUUUGCUGUUGGGCGAGCUCUCUGCUGGCGAUCGACAGAAAAUAAUGACCAUCUGCACCAUUGACGUCCACUCGCGCGAUGUCAUUGGCAAGAUCAUUGCCGCCAGAGUAGACAACUCGCUGGCUUUUCAGUGGCAGAGCCAACUGCGCCAUCGCUGGGAUGACGAGCAGUCGGGCAGCUCUUCAGCAACCACAAUCAGCACCAGCGGCGCCGACGAGGACUGUUUUGCCAAUAUUUGCGAUGCCGAAUUCCGAUAUGCCUAUGAGUACCUGGGAAACACAUCGAGACUGGUAAUUACACCACUAACGGAUCGAUGCUAUAUCACACUGACACAGUCGCUGCAUCUGGUGAUGGGUGGAGCGCCAGCUGGACCGGCGGGCACGGGCAAAACGGAAACAACGAAGGACCUGGGCCGUGCGCUGGGCGUAAUGGUUUAUGUCUUCAACUGUUCGGAGCAAAUGGACUACAAAUCUUGCGGCAACAUUUACAAAGGUCUGGCCCAGACCGGCGCAUGGGGCUGCUUUGACGAGUUCAAUCGCAUCUGCGUGGAGGUGCUCUCCGUGGUUGCCGUUCAAGUGAAGACGAUACAGGAGGCGAUAAGGAUGCAUAAAACCCAAUUUAUCUUUAUGGGCGAGCGCAUCUCGCUGGAGCCGUCGGUUGGCAUUUUUAUCACCAUGAAUCCGGGCUACGCUGGUCGCACCGAGCUGCCGGAAAACCUGAAAACAUUGUUUCGUCCAUGCGCCAUGAUUGUGCCGGACUUUGCUUUGAUUUGUGAGAUUAUGUUAAUGGCCGAGGGCUUCCAGGAUGCACGUCUGCUGGCACGCAAAUUUAUCACACUGUACACGCUGUGCAAGGAGCUGCUGUCCAAGCAGGAUCACUACGACUGGGGACUGCGUGCCAUCAAAUCGGUUCUGGUGGUGGCCGGCACAUUAAAGCGCGACGACCACAGCCGGCCAGAGGAUCAGGUGUUAAUGCGCGCCCUGCGUGAUUUCAACAUACCCAAGAUAGUUACCGAGGACGUGUCCAUAUUUAUGGGCCUGAUAGGCGACCUCUUUCCCGCGCUCGAUGUGCCUCGCAAGCGUGUCUUCGAAUUCGAGAAAACUAUUCGACGUGCGGUUAAUGAAAUUAAGCUGCAGCCCGAAGAGGGCUUCCUCAUGAAGGUGGUGCAGCUGCAGGAGCUUCUGGAUGUACGCCACUCGGUGUUCAUUGUGGGCGACGCAGGCACCGGCAAAACAAAGAUUUGGCAAACUUUGCGCGAAACCUAUCGCAUACAGAAACUGAAGCCAGUUUGCCAUGUGCUCAAUCCCAAGGCUCUGUCCAACGAUGAGCUAUUCGGCAUUGUCAAUCCCACUACGCGUGAGUGGAAAGAUGGUCUAUUCUCGUCCAUAAUGCGAGAGCAGGCCAAUAUGCCGCCAGGCAAUCCCAAGUGGAUAGUGCUCGAUGGCGACAUUGAUCCCAUGUGGAUUGAAAGUCUCAAUACGCUGAUGGACGACAAUAAGAUCCUGACGCUGGCUAGCAAUGAGCGCAUAUCGUUAAGACGUGAAAUGCGCCUGCUCUUCGAGGUGGGCCACCUCAAGGCAGCCACACCUGCAACAGUCUCCAGAGCAGGCAUCUUGUAUAUCAAUCCACAGGAUUUGGGCUGGUCCCCCUUUGUCUCGUCCUGGCUGGAAACGAGAGUGAACAUGAUCGAGAGAGGCAUACUGACUACGCUCUUCGAAAAGUAUUUCCCCAGCCUGAUGCAGAGGCAACGCGACUUUCGACGCAUUACGCCCAUUACGAACAUGGCCAUGAUACAGAUGACGUGCCACCUGCUCGAGUGUUUGCUGGACAGCGACCGAGCUGAGGAUGAUACUGCGUGUGGUGGCAGUAAGCAUCUCGGCAUCAAUUCACACAGCCUACACCAUGGUGAGCUCUCGCAUGAGUCCACCGAGCUGGCGUUAGAAACCAUCUUUGUGUAUGCAACGCUUUGGAGCUUCGGCUCGGCGUUGCAUCAGGAUACAAUUAUCGACUGGCAUCGCGAGCUACACAAGUGGUGGACGGGCGAGUUCAAGGAUGUAAAGCUGCCCAGUCAAGGCACCAUAUUUGACUAUCAGCUUAAUGUGCAAACACUGAAGUUCCAGCGCUGGUCAGAGCUGGCCGCUCAGGAGCAGCUCGAGUGUCAAAUCGAUGCAGAGCAGCCGCUGCAGAACGUGCUCAUUUCAACUGCAGAGACCACACGUCUGGGCUACUUCCUCAAGCUGCUUAUCGACCGCAAUCUGGCUUGCAUGCUGGUGGGCAGCUCCGGCUGCGGCAAGGGUGCCAUCUUCCGUGAGCUCUUCAGCAAAUAUGCCAGCACACAGGAGCUGCUUGAAAUUGCCGUGACAGCUGUCAGCGACAGUCAGCAGCAGACGGUAGCAGUUGCAGGCAAUUCUGUUGGCGUUGGCAACGUCAGCGUGCGUCGGAAGCUGUCCUCCUCGACACCAUUGCUGACCACAGUGCAGGCAACACACUUUAAUUUCUACACCUCGUCCGAGAUGUUCCAGAAGAUGCUGGAUCGGCCGUUGGAGAAGAAGUCGGGUCGCUGCUAUGCACCGAGCGGGCCCAAGCGGCGACUCAUCUACUUCGUGAACGACUUGAACAUGCCCGAGGUAGAUGCCUAUGGCACAGUGCAGCCGCACACCAUAAUGCGUCAGUUCAUGGACUACAGACAGUGGUACGAUCGCCAGCGACUCCAGCUGAAGGACAUACGCCAUUGUCAGUUCGUGGCUUGCAUGAAUCCAACUGCCGGCUCCUUCACCAUCGACCCACGUCUGCAGCGCCACUUUUGUGUAUUCUCAGUGGCCCAGCCCAGCGAGGAGACGCUGCACCACAUAUAUAGCAGCAUCUUGAAUAACCACCUGGAGCAGCCAGCCCAGGGCUUCAACAAGGAGAUCCGUUCUAUUGGCAAUCUUCUGGUGCAGGUGGGCAUCUCGCUGCAUCGCCGCGUCGAGUAUGCCUUCCUGCCCACGGCCAUUAAGUUUCACUAUAUCUUCAAUCUGCGCGACCUGACCAACAUCUAUCAGGGCGUGAUGCACAGUGUGGGUGCGCCGGUCUCAGCGGGUGGUGCGGCCAGCAGCUACAGCGGCACAGUCUGUAGCAAGCCCGCCGAACUGAUGCGGCUCUACGUGCAUGAGGCAUUUCGAGUCUACCACGAUCGACUGGUCGAUCAGUAUGACAUCAAAUCCUUCAAGUCCUCCAUACGGGACAUAUUCAAAAAGGACUUUGAAGACUUCGACGAGGACUUUGUGUUCGCGGAGCCGCUGAUCUACAGCCACUUUGCCCAGUCGCUGGUAGACCAGAAGUACAUGCCACUCAAGAGCUGGGACUCCCUCUACCAACUGCUGCUAGAGGCCCAAGCCAGCUAUAAUGACAUUGUGGGCUAUAUGAAUUUGGUGCUGUUCGAGGAUGCCAUGAUACACAUAUGUCGCAUCAAUCGCAUCUUGGAGAGCCCACGUGGCAACGCUUUGCUGAUUGGCGUCGGCGGCUCUGGAAAGCAGACUCUGGCACGGCUGGCCGCAUUCAUCUCCUCGCUGAGUGUAUCACAAAUUCAAAUCAAACGCGGCUUUGGACUGCUCGAUAUGAGGGACGAGAUCGCCGCUUUGUACAUGAAAGUGGGGCUGAAGAAUGUGGCGUCAGUUUUCCUCAUAUCCGAUGCUCAGCUGCCCGAUGAGUCAAUACUGAUGCUGAUCAAUGACUUGCUCGCAUCCGGCGAGAUACCUGAGCUCUUUAAUGAUGAUCAACUGGAUACCAUUGUCAAUGGCAUACGGAAUGAGGUGAAGCAAAGCGGCACCAUGGACACCAAAGAGAAUUGCUGGCGUUAUUUUGUGGAAAAGGUGCGACGCCUGCUCAAGAUUGUGCUCUGUUUCUCCCCAGUGGGGCAAACACUGCGCAUACGUGCCAGAAAGUUCCCGGCCAUAAUUAGCCGCACUGCCAUUAACUGGUUUCACGAGUGGCCCAAAAGCGCACUGGAAUCGGUAUCCCAAAAGUUUCUCACCGAAAUCAGUGACAUACUAGAGUUGGCGCUCAUACCGCCCAUCGGCUACUUUAUGGCCUACGUACACGGGACCGUGAAUCAGAUAUCGAAAAUUUAUCUGCAGAAUGAAAAGCGCUACAACUACACCACGCCGAAAACAUUUCUUGAAUAUAUUUUCCUCUACCGCAAACUGCUGGUGGACAAAAACGGGGAGUUCGCCCAGCGCAUCGCCCGGCUGCAGAGCGGCAUGGCCAAGCUGGCCGAAUGCGCGCGUCAAGUGGACACCCUAAAGCAUCAACUGGCCAUACAAGAAGUCCAACUGGCAGCCAAAAAUGCGGCUGCCGACAAGCUGAUCGUCAUUGUCAGUGCCGAGAACGAAAAAGUGAAACGAGAACGCUUCAUAGCCUCGGAGGAGGAAAAACGUGUGCGCAUUAUCGAGGAGGAUGUCUCCAUCAAGACCAAGCUCUGCGAGCAGGAUCUGCGACAGGCUGAGCCAGCUCUAGUCGCCGCACAGGCCGCGCUCAAUACCCUGAACAAAAACAAUCUGACCGAGCUCAAGUCAUUUGGUUCGCCGCCCAAGGGCGUGAUCAAUGUGUGCGCUGCUGUCAUGGUGCUCCUGGCCACGCAUGGCAAGAUACCGCGCGACCGCAGCUGGAAGGCAGCCAAAUUGAUGAUGGUGCGUGUGGAUCAGUUUCUCAACGACUUGCUCAACUACAACAAGGACAAUAUACAUCCGAAUAUUAUUGAAACGCUGCAGGAAUACCUCAAGGAUCCCGAAUUCAAUCCCGACAAAGUUGUGCAAAAGUCCGUGGCAGCUGCUGGCCUGUGCGCAUGGGUCAUCAAUCUGCAUCGCUAUCAUCAGGUCUUCCUCAUUGUGGGGCCCAAGCAGCAGGCCCUGCAGGAUGCGCAGCAGGAGCUGCUCGAGGCACGCGAACGACUGCAGUAUCUCAAGUCCAAAAUUAACAAUUUGGAGGACAAGCUGGCCGACAUCCAGGCCGAGUUCGAGCACGCCGUCGCCGAAAAGCAAAAGUGCCAACGGGAGGCGGACAAGACGUCCUUUACCAUCGAUCUGGCCCAUAGGCUGGUCAAUGGUCUGGCCAAUGAGAAUGUCCGCUGGCGCGAGUCUGUGCAAAGCUUGCAGGCAAAGAUUGGCACUCUACCUGGAGAUAUACUGUUAAUUUCCUCGUUCCUGUCGUACGUGGGCUGCUUUACGCGUCGCUACCGCGAGGAGCUGCAGCACAAGCUGUGGCUGCCCAGCUUUUGUAAAAUGGACCCGCAGAUACCGCACACGCAGGGCGUCGACCCACUGGCGCUGCUGUCGGACGAUGCACAAAUUGCCACCUGGAAUAAUGAGGGAUUGCCCAUGGACGGCAUGUCCACGGAGAAUGCAACAAUACUGCAGCACUCAACGCGCUGGCCGCUGAUGAUUGAUCCCCAGCUCCAAGGCAUCAAGUGGAUAAAGAGCCGCUUUGGCGCCGCUCUGGUGGUGCUGCGUCUGAGUCAGCGUGGCUUUCUGGAGGCAUUGGAGAAGUCUAUCUCUCGUGGUGACACAGUGCUCAUUGAGCAAAUUGAAGAGUCCAUGGACACUGUGCUCGAGCCGCUGCUCAGUCGCGCGCUGAUAAAAAAGGGUCGAUAUCUGCGCAUUGGCGAACGGGAAAUGGAGUUCAAUUCGAAUUUCCGCCUGAUAUUGCACACCAAGCUGGCCAAUCCGCACUACAAGCCGGAAAUGCAGGCGCAAACGACGCUUAUUAACUUUACGGUGACACCGGACGGCCUCGAGGAGCAGCUGCUGGCGGAAGUGGUCAAAAUCGAGCGACCGGAUCUGGAGCAAAUGAAAACCGAAGUGACGAUUCAGCAAAAUAUGUUUAAAAUCUCGCUGAAGGCGCUCGAAGACGAGCUGCUGGCCAGGCUGGCCUCCGCCGGCGAGAAUGUGCUCGAGGAUCACGCGCUGGUUCUCAAUUUGGAGAACACCAAGCGCACAGUGGACGAGAUCGAGUCCAAGGUGCGCGAGGCUCAUCUGACCACGCUGCAAAUCGAUGAAACCAGAAACAUUUAUCGUGCCGCAGCCAAGCGCGCAGCCAUUUUGUACUUUGUGCUGACGGAUCUCAAUCGCAUCAAUCCCAUAUACAAGUUCUCCUUGAAGUCCUUCAUGAACGUCUUUCGCCAGGCCAUAGCCAUAGCCCCCGCAUCCAAGAGCUAUGAGAAGCGCGUGCUCCAUUUGGUCGACUCGAUAACGCUGCAGACGUAUCGCUAUACGCUGCGCGGCCUCUUUGAGGCGGACAAGCUGACGUUCACCUCGCAUCUGACGCUGCGCAUCAUGAUCGCCGCCGAGCAGGUGGCUAAGGAUGAGACCGACUUCCUGCUGCGCUAUCCACACGAUCCCAACACGCUCUCGCCUUUAGACUUUGUGGGACGCAGCGCUUGGGGCGGCAUCAAGUCGCUGGCGCUCGUCGAGCACUUCUAUGGCAUCGACAAGGACAUGGAGAACUACACGAAGCGUUGGCGCAAAUUCGUGGCCAGCGAUACGCCCGAGCGCGAACAGUUUCCCGGCGAAUGGAAGCAUCGCACGCCACUGCAGAAGCUGUGCAUUGUACGAGCUCUGCGCCCCGAUCGCAUGACCUACGCCAUGGCUCAGUUUGUGGAGCAGUCGAUGGGACGCGCCUAUGCCGAGGUGCAGACGCCGACGUUUGGGGCCAUCUUCAAGGAGCUAAACGCAGCCACACCUGCCUUCUUUAUACUCUCACCUGGUGUGGAUCCCAUACGCGACGUGGAGCGCCAUGGACUACAGCAAGGCUUCCAUGCGGAUGCCGGCACUCUGGUAAAUAUUUCGCUGGGCCAGGGACAGGAGCUGCUGGCCGAGCAAGCUAUCGAGCAGGCUCUGGCGUCCGGGCAGCAAUGGGUUAUACUACAGAACAUUCAUCUGGUGGUGAACUGGCUGCCCACACUAGAGAAGCUCAUCGAGCGUAUUGUGCUGCAGUCAGAAUCUCAGGGUGAUUCACAGUUCCGUCUCUUUAUCAGCGCCGAGCCUGCUCCGGAUCCACAAUACCAUGUCAUACCCCAGGGCAUUUUGGAAUCCUCACUCAAGGUGGUGAAUGAGCCGCCAGCGGGCAUGGCCGCCAACCUGCACAAGGCGUGGGAUAACUUCACGCAAGAGACGCUGGAAACGUGCACCCAGGAGGCCGAGUUCAAGUCCAUACUGUUUGCCCUCUGCUACUUCCAUGCGGUGGCCGGCGAGCGUCGUAAGUUCGGCCCGCAGGGCUGGAACAAGGUGUAUCCCUUCAACAUUGGCGACCUGACCAUCUCGGCCAGCGUGCUGCACAACUACCUGGAGGGUAGCAGUCGCAUACCGUGGGAGGAUCUGCGCUACCUUUUUGGCGAAAUCAUGUACGGCGGCCACAUAACCGACGAUUGGGACAGACGGCUAUGCCAGACAUUUCUGGAGGAGCUGCUGCAGCAGGAUCUCAUUGAUGGCGACUUUGAGCUGUGUCCCGGCUUUCCAGCGCCGCCGAAUCUCGAAUUUGAGGGCUAUCACGACUACAUCACCGAAAUGCUGCCCGAUGAGUCGCCAAUGCUCUAUGGCCUGCAUCCGAAUGCUGAAAUCGGGUUUCUUACCAGCGCCUCGGAGCAGCUGCUGCGCACCAUCUUCGAGCUGCAGCCGCGCGAAUCGGAGCUAAGUUCGCACUGUGGUGCUCCGCGCGAGGAGCUGGUCAAGAUCAUGAUCGACGACUUUCUCGACAAGCUACAGGACGAGUUCAAUCUGCAGGCACUGCUCAAUCGAGUAGAGCGCAAGACGCCCUUCGUUGUGGUCGCUCUGCAGGAGUGCGAGCGUAUGAAUGCGCUCAUUCACGAAAUCAAGCGAUCGCUGCGCGAGCUGAUGCUGGGCCUGAAGGGCGAGCUGACCAUCACACAGGAAAUGGAACGUCUGGACUAUGCCAUCUUCUACGAUCACGUGCCGACGGCCUGGGCUCAGCUGGCCUACCCCAGCAUGCUGGGGCUGCAGGGCUGGUUUGGUGAUCUGCUGCAUCGCAUCAAGGAGCUGGCCGGCUGGCUGAAUGACUUCAAGCUGCCCUGCGUCAUCUGGCUGGGCGGCCUCUUCAAUCCGCAAAGCUUUCUCACGGCCAUCAUGCAGGAGAGCGCUCGGAAGCAUGAUCUACCCUUGGAUCGCAUGCUGAUCAGCUGCGACGUGACCAAAAAGCAAAAGGAUGACGUCACCUUGCCACCUAGUGAAGGCGCCUUUGUGCACGAGCUCUACUUGGAUGGCGCCAGCUGGGACUGCCAGCUAAACUCGAUUGUGGCACUGCAUCCCAAAGAGCUGCUCUGCGCCAUGCCAGUCAUCUACAUCAAGUCCAUUGUGCAGGAGAAACAGGAGCUGCAGCGCGUCUACGAGUGUCCGCUGUACAAGACCAGGUCGCGUGGCAACACCUACGUCUGGACGCUCAACCUGAAAACACGCGACCGUCCAGCCAAAUGGAUACUAGCAGGUGUCGCGCUUUUGUUGCAGCCCUAAAGCAUUAGUGAACAACAUAUUGUUAGCCACGUUAGCAACGUCAGCGACAGCGACAGCUUUUGUGUC
Molecule: messenger RNA, 14516 nt
Organism: Drosophila hydei
Lineage: Eukaryota; Metazoa; Arthropoda; Insecta; Diptera; Drosophilidae
Product: dynein beta chain, ciliary
Exons: 30
Coding region: 69-14450 (4793 amino acids)
Biological process (GO): microtubule-based movement
Cellular component (GO): dynein complex
Molecular function (GO): dynein light intermediate chain binding; minus-end-directed microtubule motor activity; dynein intermediate chain binding
Source: RefSeq, a predicted model, not a curated record